AUGCACGGCCGGCCCCGCGUCUACGUGCGGUUUCGGCCUCCGACGGAGGUGAAGCUUCCGGCGCUGAAAGGGCCCGGCAUCCCAGCGAGCGACACCGAGGUGCCGGUACUUCUCGGGCGCCGCCGUGACCAGGAGGAGGAGCCCGCAUCUCGCCGGAUCAGCCUGGAAGGGGAGCACACCAUCAAGUUCCCCUGGAAGUCCCAAAGCAAGGAGGAGUGGAAGGAGGUGCAGGUGCAGGUGGACCAUGCCUUCACCGAGGAUUCGACGCAGGAUGCCGUCUACUCCAGGGUGGGACCUGAGAUGCUGGAUUUCGUCCUCAAGGGCUUCCGCGGGCUCAUCUGCACCUACGGCAUCACCGGGUCCGGGAAGAGUUACACUAUGCCGGGAGCCUAG
Symbiodinium sp. CCMP2456 is the source of this 393-nucleotide messenger RNA. The record is from the annotation of a GenBank genome assembly. Lineage: Eukaryota; Dinophyceae; Suessiales; Symbiodiniaceae.